Molecule: messenger RNA, 690 nt
Organism: Penicillium chermesinum
Lineage: Eukaryota; Fungi; Ascomycota; Eurotiomycetes; Eurotiales; Aspergillaceae
Product: autophagy-related protein 101
Exons: 3
Coding region: 1-690 (229 amino acids)
Biological process (GO): autophagosome assembly; autophagy
Cellular component (GO): phagophore assembly site
Source: RefSeq, a predicted model, not a curated record
AUGCCCCCCUCUGGCCUCCGCCAACCCCGACACACAACACCGUCCGUUAGCCGCGCUGGGCUCGUUCCACUGCGGGCGGGGAUGGAGCCCCGCAAAACCCCUCCAGAGUAUUUUCUGGAGAUCUUCGCCGACACCAGCACAGUGCGCGACGUACUCAAAGGCGUCCUCAAUCUCAUUUUCUUCCACCGGUACUUCCCCUCCAUCCAGCCCGUCACUUUCGACGUCCUAGACUUUACUCUCCCUGCCAUCAAUGAUGCGGAUCUUGAGACGCUGAUCGACUCGCGCGUGGGCGCGCUCGUCCGGCAACGCCUCUCCUCGCCGCCGGACGGCAAGGUCGGCAGCGGCGGAGGCGUGCGGGGGCGCAUCGCGGUCGAGUUCUACGAGAAGAAGCGGCGGCGCUCGGGGAUGGGCUUUUUUGGGCUGGGGCAGAAGGGAGAAGAGGAGGUGUGCUGGGAGAUCUGGACGUUGGAUGUGACGAUCGCGACGCCACGGACCGAGGCUGAGCGCAUGAAGGUUCGGAAGGCGAUGAAUAAUAUGCUGCAGAAGGCUGCGUUGAAGAUCUUGACCUUUGUCAAUCGCGACAAAGACCAUAUCCCGCCUAUCACGACUAGCGAGUCGAAUCCGUUUCCCUACAAGAUUGUGGUGAAUCCGCGGGCGGAUGGUUGGGGGAAUCGCAUUGGCUUGUAUUAA